GUAUAAUCAUCGGUCGCGAUGCCAAUUCGAACGUUCGCCGCACACAGUCGCUUGUCGGUUUCAGUCUACGCCGGUUCCGUGUUUGAAUAUACUCGCGACCUCAUACACACGUGGUGGUGCGCUUCCAUUGUCAAGUUUCAAUAUUUUUUAACAAUUCAUACUUUUUGCCUCGAUAAAACGUGGACCCCGACCCCUUCGGCCGGCUCGCGACCAUUUUGUUUCUCGAUUCUUUUAUAUUCUCGCUUAAAAAUAAAUUAUUUUACAUCGUGCCGGAUGCAAAAGUGGCGCUCGACGAGCUAAUGAUUCGGUGCUUCGUUUUUAUCUCGUUUUGACAAACUAUCGUCCCCUCCGCCGCUGUCGUGCUGUCGAUUUUCAACUUUUGGCUCUCCCGCUCUUCGAAGACUAUUCCGAUCCUCGAUUUCUCACGCAAUUUUUCAGGAACCUUCGAGUUGUCUCAGCUCAGGUCGAAGCGAUAUUGAAAUUCAAGAAUUUUUUGUUCCUCGGUUCACGUCGAAUGCUCUCGUGUUGACAGUAAAAAAGGCUCUCGCUGAAGAAGUAUUUCGAGUUAAUAAACGAAGCUCGAUGGGCCGUUGAAUUUUGAUGAAACUCGUGCAAAAUGUGGCUAUCCUUGGCCUCAAAAGAUCGAGAAGUUCGGUUGGGGUUCGGCUCGAGAAUUGCGGAGAGCAAGAAAGUAGGAAUAGUCGGAAGACCCUGUUCUCGGACGCGUACGAGAGUGAAAGCUCGGCAGAGUUCUCGACCGAUAAAUAUUCGCGCGGAGAGCCAGGAGUAUUUUGUCUUUAUUUAUUCCUCAAUAAUCCACAUUUCAUGUGCUUCUUUUUUUACGUUGGUUAAAAAUUUAGGAAAUGACGUCACCACCUUGUUAGCGUCCUGAUAACAAAGAUGGUCGACGUCAUGAUAACCCAAAAGUUCCUGCGGGACUGUGAGUUGCCCUCGUCGUACAGGCCUCCGAAAAUAACAUUUUUUACCUAUUUUCUUCGGACUUCCGUUGUCAUCGGAAUGAUCCUAUCGGCGGCGACUUUUUUGCACAUUUGUAAUUAUAGACCGAAGCAGACAUUUCUCUCUUGCGACAGACCCUGCCACCACCUGGACUGGCCGAUGAUAUGCAGAGUGAAAUUAACUCUCGAGGUUUUCCACUCCCUCAGCAAAUCCUGCGGCGAUUGCCCUGAGAAUAAAACGGCCUGCCUGGCCGAUCACUGCGUCUCGGCGGAUGGAUUCCGGCGCGGAAUCCUCUCCGCCAACCGGCAAUUGCCGGGACCCAGCAUCCAGGUUUGCGAGAACGACAUCCUCGUCGUCGACGUCGUGAACCGCCUGCCCGGGAAAACGGCCUCCGUCCAUUGGGGCGGCCAGUCGCAAAUCGAGUCGCCGUUCAUGGACGGCGUCCCCUUGAUCACGCAAUGCCCGAUCCCCAGCUACACCACCUUCCAGUACAAGUUUCGGGCCUCCUCGCCCGGAACUCACUUGUGGCGGGCUCACUCGGCGUCCGACAUGACCAACGGGAUAUUCGGAUCGUUGAUAGUGAGGCAAGCGGACAUGCUCGAGCCCCACAGGUCGCUUUACGACAUCGACGACCCGAACCACGUCGUGCUCAUCUCGCCCUGGCAUCACGCCAUCGUCACCGAGGGAGCUUCGACGAGGAUGCAGAGGAAGGCGGCGAUUCUUCUCGUCAAUGGGAGAGGGCGUCAGACCGACGGACCGGAAACUCCGUUGACGACGUUCAACGUGAUUCCAGGAAGGAGGCAUCGGCUCAGGAUCGCACACGCCGGCGGCGCCGGAUCCUGCGCUGUCACGCUCACCGUCGACGAGCAUCCGCUCCUCUUGAUCUCUCUUGACGGCCAACCGAUCACGCCUCGAGAAGUCUCGACGAUAACUCUGUCGAAAGGCGAACGCGCUGACGUCGUUUUGCGAGCGAACAAACCGAUUUCCAGCUACCUCAUGAGCUUCCACACCUCGAAAGACUGCUCGGCCACUCCGAUCUUCGGCUCAGCGAUCCUCGAGUACAAAGGAAGUCCCGUGUCCGACUUGGCAGCAGUCGAAAACAGUGUCAAAGAGGCCUCUGGACAGGAAGGUCCCAAGAAAAUGCACAUGAGCACCAACCCCGUUGAGAAGUGCGGCGCUCCCGGCGCUUUCUGCGUCACAGAAGUCAAAGCUCUGAAACAACUGAGUGCCCCACUGAACAACCGGAACGUGGAGACGACGAUUUAUCUGCCGAUCAACGAGCGCCUCGAAUCCAUCGAUUUCAAGGGGGAUGGGGAAGCUGAGACAAGGAUCCUGAGCGUCGACAACGCCACUUUCACGUAUCCGUCCUCGCCGCUGCUGACCCAAGGACCCGAGGUGCCCGACGACGUUUUCUGUCCGCCCGAGCUCCUCGAGAACGGAGCCGGAAGUUCGACAGCGUCUUGCAAGCGGGUGGAAAUCAACGGAAAAUCCGAUCCGACGUUGCCCUGCGAGUGCGUCCACGUUAGACGCGUUCCCUUGGGUUCGACAGUGGAAAUAAUCCUGCACGAUCAGGCUGGCCUCGACGACUUGGUUUACCAUCUCCAUGGCUACAAGUUCCACGUCGUCGCGGCGAGGAAAUUCGGUCACUUUAGAAGCUCGAAGGACCUGAAGGAGAUGAACGAACGAGGGUCCCUGUUCGUCAGGAACUUGGAGUCACCCCCGCUCAAGGACACGAUCGUCAUGCCCAAGUUCGGAGCCGUCGCGAUACGCUUCAAGGCCAACAAUCCAGGUUAUUGGAUGUUGCGUGACGAGCACGCUCUCGAGUGGACACGCGGACUCGACGUGGUGCUCCGAGUCGGGGAAUCCGGUGACCUCGUUUCACCGCCUCAAGAUUUUCCGAAAUGCGGUUCUUUCGUCGGGCCUGAUUACUUCCUCAUUUAGACUGACGAGGGGGCCGUGGAAAGAGUGUAAAAACCAAGGGAAUUGUAAAUAUUUUUGUACAUAUUUAUGCGUAAACUCAAUUAAGGAUUUUGAACCCCGAGCUGACUAUGAAUCCUCGAUUUUCUCGAGUUUUACUGAGAGGAACUGUUUUUUUUUUAUUGUUGUUUAUUAAACGGAUGGAAUAAAAUAAUUGGAAAAACCAAA
Venturia canescens is the source of this 3102-nucleotide messenger RNA. Its product is annotated as laccase-4-like. The transcript has 9 exons. The record is from RefSeq and is a predicted model, not a curated record. Bases 901 to 2898 code for a protein of 665 amino acids. Gene Ontology annotation, molecular function: copper ion binding; oxidoreductase activity. NCBI's taxonomy places the organism in Eukaryota, Metazoa, Arthropoda, Insecta, Hymenoptera, Ichneumonidae.